CUGCUGUGCGUUGUGCUGUUUUUGUCUUGGAGUUUAUUGUUUGUAAAACUAAAAUGUAAAAUGAGUAGACCUUAAUUCCAUUUUGAAUCAUUAUAAAAGUAAAAUAACUGUCAAACGUCAGACAUAUUUGCAAUAAUGUCGUCAUUUCAUGAGAGGCAAAAAAAUUUGUUUGCGCAUCUAAAGGAUGCGGAAGAUCAGUGUGGCUUUUCGAAAUCUAACAAGGCUACCGACGUACAAGAUUACGGUAUAGUCGAUAAACGAACGUACAGAAAACUAAAACACGAAAUGAAGCAGUUCAGAGGCCGAGAAAGCAUAUUCAAAAGGGAAGGGGCCAAUAUAAAGCAAUGUUUAAAGAACAGAACCAUUCCUGAUCACAUAAAGAACCCUAAAAACUGGGUCUAUUACUCCCUGUCAGAUGUUACCCCAGAUCAGAUGUCAGAUUCUACAAAUACAGCCACAGCACUUGCUUUUAUCAGAGAGAUGGAAGCAAGAGAUGCAAAAUUGAAAAUAGAUCACCCCGACAUGGAUGAAACAGGGUUGUUCAAGAAACCAACUUUCCAGUUUUCUAAAACUAUAAAACAAGAGAAGAAUGAUGAAAAGGCUACUUUUAAGAGUAGCAAGGUUAUAAUGCCAGAGUAUGUUGUUGGGGUUACAAAACAAAAGAAAGCAAAAAAGUUGGUAGCAAAAAAAGAAGAAACAGAAUUUAAGAAUGAAAAGAAAGUUGAAUUGAAACUGAAUCAUUUGUAUGAUGAUGAAGAUGAGAAUUAGCUCUUAAUGUUUGUAGCACCUAAUAUUGUAACUACUUAAUUUUAAGU
Messenger RNA from Hyposmocoma kahamanoa, 815 nucleotides. RefSeq lists its product as uncharacterized. The transcript has a single exon. Bases 136 to 768 code for a protein of 210 amino acids. The record is from RefSeq and is a predicted model, not a curated record. Lineage: Eukaryota; Metazoa; Arthropoda; Insecta; Lepidoptera; Cosmopterigidae.